Molecule: messenger RNA, 921 nt
Organism: Papaver somniferum (opium poppy)
Lineage: Eukaryota; Viridiplantae; Streptophyta; Magnoliopsida; Ranunculales; Papaveraceae
Exons: 3
Coding region: 136-606 (156 amino acids)
Source: RefSeq, a predicted model, not a curated record
UUUUUAUAAUGAAAUCCUUGUUUACCUGUUUCUUACUUUCUUUCUUCUCCGUCAGAAUGAAAGAUCGAUUUAUGGGUUACUGUUGAUUACCUGUCUUUUAAGAUUGAUUUUUCCCAUAAAUAUUUUGUGUUUUCCAUGUCUUCUUCUUCUGCUCUGUACAUCUUAUGUACAGUAUGCCACCGCUCAUGGAGAGUCAUGGUGAUCAACUUUAUCAUUGUAUUACCAAGUGCAGACAUCUUACUCUGGAUUGUGUUAAUGGUAGGAGAACUCUCCGGUGGAUGGCCACUGGGGCUAGAGAAUAUGAACAUAAGACUAGAAAUCGUGGACAACUUCCAAAUCAGUAGAGAACCAUACACCUCCCAACCACGCUCAACCAGCUUUUCUUCGUUCACAUCUUCUGAGCUCGACACUGAGUCAACAAGGUCCUCCUUCCAAGAUCCCAGCGUAUCAUUAGGCCGGCUAUUAGGAAUGAAACCCAGGCAAGGAGAAGACUUUCACUUCGAAGAUUUGACUCGCCUAGAAGAAACCCAUGGGAUGUUAUCUACUGCAACUAAGAGCGCCAUGAAAUGGACAUGUCACAAGGGAUCUGCAUUCCGCUCUUCCUAAAUUUUCGCUUUAAGAUCAGCCCUAGUAAGAGCUGUGGAAGGGGUCAAUGAAGGUUUUGGAGCAACACAGACUACAUCGUCUCUCUUGAUAAUUAUCAAUGAAAAGAAGAACUUAUCUAGAACAUGAUUCAGACGGUUCAAGCAUCUUUCAACUUCCAAAAGUAGCACAAGAUGUCAAACCACUGGUUCUCAAGUUUACUUUUGCAUUUAAAAUUUGUAAUAGAGACAAAAACAAACAUUAGCGGACACUGGUAACAAAAUUCCAUGGAACAUUGAUCUUGUUCAGGUUCUUGCAAGAUAAGCCUCUUACAUCUAA